Messenger RNA from Triplophysa rosa, 1754 nucleotides. It is a transcript of the gene zcchc10, whose product is annotated as zinc finger, CCHC domain containing 10. The transcript has 4 exons. The record is from RefSeq and is a predicted model, not a curated record. Gene Ontology annotation, molecular function: nucleic acid binding; zinc ion binding. Lineage: Eukaryota; Metazoa; Chordata; Actinopteri; Cypriniformes; Nemacheilidae. Bases 55 to 552 code for a protein of 165 amino acids.
AUUAUGCUGUUCUUAGAACGUACAGUAGGUGGCAGUAGUACUCAUAAGAUGUAGAUGACCAAUAGACAAAAAGAAGAAAGAUCCAAAAUGGCGACGCCCAUGCAUAGAUUGAUUGCUCGUAGACAAGCAGAGGCAAACAAACAACAUGUUCGUUGUCAGAAAUGUCUGGAAUAUGGACAUUGGUCUUACGAAUGCACAGGGAAAAGAAAGUACCUUUAUCGACCAUCCAGGACAACAGAGUUAAAAAAGAAACUGAAAGAGAACGAGAACAAAGCUGCAGAUGAAAAUGGACCUAGAAUAUUGCCAGUAAGUGACAAAAAGACAAAGAAGAAAAGUUCUGACAGUAGCAGUAAUGACUCUUCAAGCUCUUCCAGUGACUCUUCGUCAGACAGCAGUGAUUCGUCCAGCUCCUCAUCCUCAUCUGAAGACAGCAGCAGUGACAGUGAGGACAGUUCCAGCCCAUCUUCAUCCUCAUCUUCCUCAACUUCUGAUUCAGAUUCCUCAAGCAGUUCUGACCAAGGCCCGCCAAAAAAAAGAAAGAAGAAGAAAUAAACGACAAAUUCAUCUAAUUUAAACAGAAUUCACAUAUAGAACAUACUGGUCAAGUUACUCCAACAAAAGCUCCUGCAAAGUUUUGAAUCUUUCUCUAGCAUCUUCGUUCAUGCACAAGAAUAUGGACUCUGUAGCCUCUUUCCUUUGCCUUUUUAUAAGGGAAAGUGAUAAAUGAAUAUAGAGGGAUUGAGACAAAUAUCCUGUUUUUGUAGAAAUGUAAAUUCACACACAUCCCAGGCAUGUUAUUGUGUGUUUCAGUUUUAUCUUAUUUCUUUUUAUUUUGCCCAACAUUUGAUAUUUUCCCAGAGUGUAUGCAGCUGGUGACAUUUUCUUUAUUCCUUUCUAUCACCUUUUCUUGAAAUCAGAGAUGCUCAGUCCUGUUCCUGGAGAGCUGCCUUUCUAAAAAGAGAAUAACACUCCUUAUUGGAAUUUACAAAUUAUUUCUAGAUUUGAUUGUCUGGUUCAGAUGUGCUUUUGAAGUUGGAUCUAUACUCUGCAGAAAGGUAGAUCUCCCGAAGAAAGACUUGACACUACUGAUUUAUAUUAUACUGAAGUUGAUCUUUUUGCUUUUCAGUGCAUUUUUAAGGGACAGAUACUAUGUAUGAGUUGUGUUGCACAAACAGGUUGGGCAAUGUGUUUUAAAAACAAUUGUCUACUGAAAUAAAACAUUUUUAAGGUAGAAAUGUGUCCUUCUGUGAGAUGUAAAUAUGGUAGACUGUAAUUAAAAUGAACAAGUUUGCUUUAGGUUUACAUUCCUUCAUAAAGAACAAUAGCCAUUAAAAAAUUCUGAUACAUAAACCAUACACAAUGGCCAUCAUCGGUGACCAAAUAUAUAUUUUUUUGCCAAUUAUGUUAUCAACAAUAAGGUUCUAUUUAUGCGUUCUGGCGCAAUAUGGCUGCCGUCGCAUCAUCCAGGUGGAUGCUGCACAUUGGUGGUUGUUGAGGAGAUCCCCUUCUAUGUAAAGUGCUUUGAGUGUCCAGAAAAGCGCUAUAUAAAUGUAACGAAUUAUUAUUACCACUUUUAUUUUUUACUAGUAAGAAGAAUAGAAACAUUUUAUUUUAACACAGCAAACUAGAGAUGGGACGUUUGACACUAAGGCUUCGAAGCCUGUUUUACUCUAUUGAAGCAGACUGGUUCGAAACUGUGUAGAAGCUUGUAUCAAUGUAUGUGAUCACGUGACCGAUGACGUUUGAGGCUUCAU